Messenger RNA from Bolinopsis microptera, 814 nucleotides. RefSeq names its product max-like protein X. The coding region runs from base 82 to 585 and encodes 167 amino acids. The record is from RefSeq and is a predicted model, not a curated record. The transcript is spliced from 5 exons. Gene Ontology annotation, molecular function: DNA-binding transcription factor activity; protein dimerization activity. Gene Ontology annotation, cellular component: RNA polymerase II transcription regulator complex. Gene Ontology annotation, biological process: positive regulation of transcription by RNA polymerase II. NCBI's taxonomy places the organism in Eukaryota, Metazoa, Ctenophora, Tentaculata, Lobata, Bolinopsidae.
ACACGUGGCCCAUUAUAACACCACCUACAGUUCUCUCCCCUCCCUGCCAAGUAGGACGCGUCGUUCCCUCACCUGUGCAUCAUGAUGUAUCUGUCCUCUGUUGAAAGCCAGUCCGCCACCGAAUUACGCCAUACCGCCGCCACUAUCAGCUACGCCGGCCAACUCCUACUGGGCCCGCCCCACGGCUCGUACGAGACGAAGAACCAAGUACACGGACACAGCUUCGCUACAGUCGCCGACCUUCAGAGCGUUUACGAUCUUCAAAUGGAGCAGAGGUGUACGGCUUAUCGUAGAGCCACACACAAGUUAUCAGAGCAAAAGAGACGGAAAAUCCUUAACAGCCGCUUCGACGAUCUGAGGACGAUAGUUCCUUCCUGUCAGGAUGGAGCACACAGCAAAAUGAGCGUACUAAAGAAAGCAAUGAACUACAUAGAUCAGCUGACGAAAGAGCUGAUGGUGCAGGAACACGUGUUGAGGGAGCUGCAACAGGAGCAGGAGAGACGCAGACUCCUUCAGCUGGAGCACUCCCAGUGGUCUAACAAGAUCCACAAUCUUAGGAAGCAUUACCGCAUACCGGAGCCAUGAACCAACGCUGAACAGUAAAGACAGAUCUGGAUUGUGAAAACACUCUCGAUGUGAUGUACGAUAGCAUGUUACUCAUCGGAUCUAUACGUGGUCGAUAACACAGCUGUUUCUGUUAACUUCACCAACGUUGAAAUGAAAUCGGAACUGAGCGAGAAGUGUGCUUGUUGUUUAAUACUAAUAGGAAAUGGUCUUUGUUUGGAAUUUAGAAUGAUUGCAGUUAUUCAUCAAA